CACGCCCAAAACUGAAAUAAUGGUUGAGGAGUUGCAGGUUGGUAAAGAUCAGCUACUACAAGAGCGAGGAAGAUUAAAUAAAGAGGAUCAGGACCGUUUAAAUGAGGCACAAGCUUCACUGAAAGAGGCUCAGCUUAAUUACUUAGAACAAGCCUGUUUGCUGCGCCUACUGAGAGUUCAAUGCAGAGACAACGAAUCCUUACGUGAACGUUUAGGAAGAGCAGAAGCUGCACAAUACAAGGACUCACUGGCCAUUGAGGAUCAUCACUGGAACAAGUAUGCCCACUCCAAUGAUAAGGAAUGGAAGCGGGAGAGAACUGCAGUUUUUAAAAGAGUAAAUGAGAUGGCUAGUGAAGAGUGCUCGCAGAUAGCAUCAUGGCUGAACGAGGAAGAAGUAUCUUCCAAGGACCUAUCUGAGGCACAGCUGAAAAGUAUUCCAUCAUUAGUGAGAGAGAAACGUGAAGGCGUCAAACAAAAAGAGCAAUGUCUCCUGGAGCUCAAGCAAAAGAUUCACUCAACAAAAAUGGAGCAUUACAAAGUAUUAAGCGAAUGCUGUCAAGCACUUGAUAAUCUUAUAUCAAAAUAUCAAGUAAAGUAUCUUGCAUCAAAAACUGAGUCUAACGUUGAUUACUUGGUAACUAAAACCCAAGCACUUGAUCUUAAACUAAAAGUUAUUAAAUUGCAAUUAUUGGUUGCCACUUAUACGCCAGAGAAGAAUGCAGCAUUAAAAGAAAUAAGAUCGUAUUUGGAUUCUGCACAUCAACAGCUGGAGCUACAGUUAAUAGACACUCAACAAUCACUGGAACAUUAUCAGAGCCUUGGGACUGACUUUAUGUCACUGGCUGAAGAGUAUCAUCAAGUGAUGGCUGAGAUUGAGAACAAGAGGUGGGCACUGGAGGAACUUGCUAAAUCUCAACAAACAAAAUCUUGAUCAGCAUAACAAUAAUGAAUUUUAGUAGAAACAAUUAAAAAAAUUGGUCAUUGGCAUAGAAAAUAAACACUGCAGCAGAAUAAUAAUCCUUAUCUACUGAUUGACAGCUAGCAUAAGAGACAAUAGUAAAUUCUAACAUUUGCUAUACAUAAAAUCAUAAAAAAUA
Amphimedon queenslandica is the source of this 1097-nucleotide messenger RNA. Its product is annotated as HAUS augmin-like complex subunit 4. Gene Ontology annotation, cellular component: HAUS complex. The record is from RefSeq and is a predicted model, not a curated record. The transcript is spliced from 6 exons. NCBI's taxonomy places the organism in Eukaryota, Metazoa, Porifera, Demospongiae, Haplosclerida, Niphatidae. Gene Ontology annotation, molecular function: microtubule minus-end binding. Gene Ontology annotation, biological process: centrosome cycle; spindle assembly. Bases 20 to 931 code for a protein of 303 amino acids.